AUGAGCUACUCAAACAAAAACAGGUUAGACACUAUUGAUACUGAUCAUCUAGGAUACGUAGGAAUCUGGCCAUCAAAUGGUAAAGAUGCUAAAGUAGUACCAAUGGGUACUCCAGGGGUUCCUUUGACGGACAUUUAUGACGAAAUGAUGCAUUCAAACGGUCAAAGAAAUACUAAUAAGCCUGCUCCUAUUGGAGAUCAUUCCUAUCCCAUACCAGUCCCUGUUCCAGUAAUUACACCAAGAACCAGGGAUUUAACAAGAAAUGUGAUUCAAGGAGGGAAUAAGUCAAUUUCUGGAAGCCAGGCAACAAUAAAUACAGCAACUUUAAAACCAAAAAGAAGGUCUUUUGAAUCUCUUAGAAACAAGAGUCAACCACCUCAGCCUAAUGUUACAAACGGACCCAGAAAAAUGAGUUCUAAGAUAGGAUUGGGGUCAAACGAGUUAAGCAGACCUCAAAGACAAAGUGGUAGCCCCAUCCCAAACAGAAGGUCAUUGGCCAGUGUCUCAAGCAGUAUUGGAAAUGCUCCCACGGGUUCUAAACUUAAAAAGUCGGUUAACGAAGUGAACUCCAGUAAUUCAAAUAUUCCAAGACGAAGUAACAGUGUUGCAACAAUUCAAAAAAGUAAUCAAGCUAAUUCUGAUGUUGAAAGACACAAGAUACCUGAAGAUUAUGUUCCUAGACCUAAUAUCCCAAGCUGUUACUCAAGUCAGCCAAAUAACAACCCCGAAUGUCCAACAGUCCCAUAUCCAUUCUCUAUGGAUGCUGAUGGGAAUUUGAAUGAUAACUUCAACCAAUCUUAUUACCAACCCCAAGACAGAUUCUCAGAGAGACCAUCAAACUUUGACCAAAUCCCACAAAGAAGAAAUCCAACUAGAAGAGUUACCCAAAAUGCUCCAUCAAGUCCACCUCCUGGUGUCAGAAACUUUAUUUCUGGAAAAUCUAAUGUUCCUUACAAUUCCAACAUAACUCAUCAUAGGGAUUACCAUCAAAACUACGGUGACAAUUACUAUAACAGAGAAGAACUCUACUCCGCCCCAUAUUACGCUAGAAGCUCCAGUGUGGAUAGACCAACUUUAACAAACGUCUCAAGCUUGAAUCCAUUUGAUAAUUGUAUCCCUCACAGCUCCACUCACCAGUACAAUUCAGAAUCUUUAAACUGUUAUAGUGUGCCGAAUAAAUAUAGAAAUUCUGUUCAUGACUUUGCAAAAGACGAUAUGUAUGCAGAUUCAGCAUCAUGUUUAAGUCCAUCCAAAACGUUAAUGUAUUGUUCUGGUGAGUACAGUGCUUUAGAAGCUGAGAGGCAUAUUAGACAAAACUACUCUACUGCUAAUGAGGUAUUUAAACCAAUGGUCUACGAAACUAUUGUCUUCCCACCUGGGUAUUUUGAGUAUAAGAAGCAGUUAGAAGAGUUAAGAAAAAAGUACUUACUUGACACUAACCCGAAUGCAUUUUAUCAAAUGAAACAAAAUGGUGAGUUCAUUGAACCCACUACGAGAAAUGGGUGUAUUUGGAAUAACGGGAAAAACUUAAAUAAAAAGAGAAGUCACCCAGUUUUUGUUAAAACUACUGGAACAAUCGAUCAUUUAAACAGAAUGAGACCAAAUCCUGCCUGUUAUUGCUAA
Messenger RNA from Cryptosporidium ubiquitum, 1623 nucleotides. RefSeq lists its product as uncharacterized. NCBI's taxonomy places the organism in Eukaryota, Apicomplexa, Conoidasida, Eucoccidiorida, Cryptosporidiidae. The transcript has a single exon. The record is from RefSeq and is a predicted model, not a curated record. Bases 1 to 1623 code for a protein of 540 amino acids.